Messenger RNA from Dermacentor andersoni, 2120 nucleotides. It is a transcript of the gene alpha-PheRS, whose product is annotated as phenylalanine--tRNA ligase alpha subunit. Lineage: Eukaryota; Metazoa; Arthropoda; Arachnida; Ixodida; Ixodidae. Gene Ontology annotation, molecular function: ATP binding; tRNA binding; phenylalanine-tRNA ligase activity. The record is from RefSeq and is a predicted model, not a curated record. Gene Ontology annotation, biological process: phenylalanyl-tRNA aminoacylation. Gene Ontology annotation, cellular component: cytoplasm; cytosol; phenylalanine-tRNA ligase complex.
UUUCCGUAGCUCUAUGGUGGAAGGUAGUUUCCUCCAGUUUCCUCCAUGUUUCCCCAGAGGAGUCUCCCUCGUGGUCUCCCUUCUCUAGCGUCUGCUCCUGCACCUCGCUUGAACCAACUCGACCCACCACCCACUGCUGUGGUAUACAGUUGGGCCAUAGAGAAAGAAAUUGGGCUAUUGGUAGUAGUUUUUGUAGUAGAAUCGGCACAGUGAGUCGCUAAGAGAGAUAGCUAGAGGAAAGUUGUGACAGCUCGUUCGUGGUUUCUGCCGGUGACGCUGCAGUAGCAGCGCUCAGGCGGACCUGUCGCGUGGCCUGCCGCGUGUAUAAUACACGAUCAUAAGCUUUCGCCUUCCUUUGUCACAGCGGUUAGUGUGUUGUGAGCGACCCGUAGCGAGUUCGGUCGCGGGACUUCGCGCUUUGUCUACGGAUUGCAUCAUCAAGGAUAAACGUCAGCGGCAAAUAUGGUUGACCUGGUGGAAAGCAUUCUGAAGCACGUCGCCGAGCAUGGGGCUUGCGACUCUCUGAAGCUGGCCCGUGUAAUGGACGUGGAUCAUCAGAAAGUGGUCGGCGCCAUCAAGAGCAUUCAGGCCUUUGGAGACGUUCUGCAGGUGGAGCAGCAAAGUGGCGAGCACUGGGAGCUGACCGCAGAGGGAACUGACGUGUGCCAGCAGGGAAGCCCCGAGGGUCGCCUGGUCCGCCAGCUGGCGCCUGAGGGCGUGCCGCGGGCAUCCCUAGGGCAGGGCAGCCAGCUUGGCCUGAGCAAGGCCUUAGCCUUGGGCUGGGUGCAUCUGGAUAAGGAGCGAGGCAUGGUGCGCCCAUCCUGUCCACAGCCACCACCAGACGUGGUGCAGGCCAGCCUAUGCCAGGUUCGUGACGGCCAGGCCCACCUGUUGGAUGAUGCCCAGCGGCAAGAGCUCAAACGCCGAAAGCUGCUGCGCCAGCUGGUGGUCAAGAGCUACCAGCUGCAGCGGGGCGAGCACUUCACCACCCAACUGAGCAAGCCAGAGACAGACCUGACAGCUGAGCUGCUGGCCAGUGGUGAGUGGCGGCAACGACCCUUCAAGGCGUACAACUUUGCCGCCCUGGGGCAGCCAACUGACGGUGGACACCUGCACCCACUGCUUCAGGUGCGCUCCGAGGUGCGUCAAGUCUUCUUGGAGAUGGGUUUUACAGAGAUGUCGACAGCGCGCUAUGUGGAGAAUGCCUUCUGGAACUUUGAUGCCCUCUUCCAGCCACAGCAGCAUCCAGCAAGAGAUGCCCACGACACCUUCUUCCUGAAGGAACCCAGCGAGUGCCAUCGGCUGCCGGUGUCAUCGUAUGUGGAGGCUGUCAAGCAGGUGCACUCAGUGGGGGGUCAUGGGUCUCAGGGUUACCAGAGCCCGUGGCUAGAAGGCGAGGCACGCAAGAACCUGCUGCGCACGCACACGACAGCCGUGAGUGCACGCAUGCUGUAUGCACUGGCCCAGCAGCGCCCCUUUGUGCCCUGCAAGCUGUUCAGCAUUGACCGGGUGUUUCGUAAUGAGACACUGGAUGCUACGCACCUCGCUGAGUUCUGCCAAGUCGAGGGCUUAGUGGCCGACCGGGGCUUGACGCUGGGCCACCUUCAAGCACUGAUUGGGGGCUUCUUUGCGCAUCUCGGCAUGGAGCGGGUGCGCUUCAAGCCAGCCUACAACCCGUACACAGAGCCUUCCAUGGAAGUCUUUGCCUUCCACCCGGGCCUUGGUCGCUGGGUCGAAGUGGGCAACUCGGGUCUCUUCCGCCCGGAAAUGCUGCAACCCAUGGGGCUGCCGCCUGACGUUCGUUGCAUUGCCUGGGGGCUGUCCCUCGAAAGGCCGACCAUGAUCAAGUGUGGACUGAACAACAUCCGGGACCUGGUUGGGCCCCGAGUUGACUUGGACAUGGUGCACCGCAGCCCACUCUGCAGAUUCGUGCACUGAGCACAACAGGUCUCAGGGUGUCACACUAAGCCAGCUCUUUCCAGCCAGUGACAGUUCUGGACAGCACAUUCAGUGCAGUAACUGGCAGGAACCUCGCUUCACAAGGCUUCAUGAAGAUUUCACAUUUUAUUUAGCACCAAGGAGUUUUGAUGGAAUUGCAUAAAACAGGUUGAUAUUUUCCA